Messenger RNA from Paramacrobiotus metropolitanus, 1212 nucleotides. RefSeq lists its product as uncharacterized. The record is from RefSeq and is a predicted model, not a curated record. The transcript is spliced from 2 exons. Bases 126 to 1061 code for a protein of 311 amino acids. Lineage: Eukaryota; Metazoa; Tardigrada; Eutardigrada; Parachela; Macrobiotidae.
AACAUACGAGGAAGCAUUUUCACUCGGCACCGCAACCAUUUCAUAAUCGCAAUUAGCGCGCGCCAAUUAGGGCUAAGCGGCCGGUCAUCAUAAUCAAUACAUCCAUUAGGUUUUGUUGGUCUACGAUGGCCGCUAUCCGCUUGGCUUUCGUCUGGCUCGCGCUACCCAGUGUCUCCUUCCACACCGCGGACUUUGUCAACGCCCAAUCCGACGUCAUCUACUCCCAUGGCACCGUCCACGACAACUGCACCACAUUACGCUACAACGAGGAACCCAGCGUCCCGGUGAUCCUAGAGUGCGCCGGGGACUUCCAGAUUCCGUCCAAACAUGUCCGUUUAAACGAGAUCCCCACCACCAUCGAGGGGAUCUUUUUGGGGACGAAACUAAAAGCCUCGGUUCCUCCGGAGAAGUACACGGAGAAGAACAGCAUCAUGCUGAGCGACACUACCUCUAUUCUCCCGGAUCUCCCGCACCUGGUGACGGUGGGGUUGAUGCAGUUUAACAAUGAUAAGGCCGUACCGCGGCUACCCUUCACCAGGUUCCUGGAGAACGUGCAUAAGAAGCUCAAGUACCUGUAUAUCCAUAACUCCAAGCUGGUGUUCCUGACCAGCGCGGAUUUCCGGGGGUUUGCCUCGCUGCUGCAUCUGGAGGUGAAGCGCUGCCAGAUUAAUAGUCUGUCCGUGGGCGUGUUCAAGGAACUGCAGUACCCGACGUUUAUUUUUAAUCAGCUGGGGCAUUCGACGCUGGAACGGUUUUCCGCGUCGGGGAAUACGAUGAGCGCGGUGGAUUGGCGCAUGUUCGAACCGGUUUCUUCUAGCAUACGCACGAUUGAACUGGAUUCGAACCCGAAAUUGGCCACCAUUAACAUGACGAGCGGCAGUCCGUUCAAAUUACCCGGUCUGCGCAUGCUGAAUCUGACCGGCUCCGAUCAAUUAAAGAGUCUACCGAAAGAUGUACUGCUUACUGUGAAAGACAGUGAAGAACUGUACGCGGUACCGUCUGUUGUGACGGAUCAGGUGGCUGACAGUGACGAUACAGACAACACCGGUGAAAAUGAAUAAAAAACACUGUCUAUCAAAAACCAGAUAUUCCAUGUAAAUUUGCUUCUUUAUCGAAAGACGUAUAACUUCGGUAAUUAUGUAUGUAGGUAUAAAGUAUGCACACAAUUUUCUCUACAUAUCUGCAAAAAGCACGUGAUGUUAAGCAACCUAU